This is a messenger RNA of Staurois parvus, 341 nucleotides long. The record is from the annotation of a GenBank genome assembly. NCBI's taxonomy places the organism in Eukaryota, Metazoa, Chordata, Amphibia, Anura, Ranidae.
UGGGCACUGGUGGGUGGCACUACUGGGCACAGGUGGGCGCACUGCUGGGUGGCACAGGUGGGUGCAUUGCUAGGCACAGGUGGGUGCACUGCUAGGCACUGGUGGAUGGCACUACUGGGCACUGGUGGGCGCACUGCUGGGCACAGGUGGGUGCAUUGCAAGGCACAGGUGGGCGGAACUUGUGUGUGUGGCACUGAAGGGCACCGAUCAUCAGGGCACUGAUGAUCAGUGACCCUGAUGAUCGGUGCCGAUCCCCGCUCUGACAAGUGCCGGUUUUCGGCAGUACUUUCUUCAAGAUGUGACAGCAUGAGGAAAGUGCAGCCGAGAACCGGCAUUUGCAU